Eleginops maclovinus (Patagonian blennie) is the source of this 2542-nucleotide messenger RNA. It is a transcript of the gene ykt6, whose product is annotated as YKT6 v-SNARE homolog (S. cerevisiae). Lineage: Eukaryota; Metazoa; Chordata; Actinopteri; Perciformes; Eleginopidae. The record is from RefSeq and is a predicted model, not a curated record. The coding region runs from base 269 to 865 and encodes 198 amino acids. Gene Ontology annotation, molecular function: SNAP receptor activity. The transcript is spliced from 8 exons. Gene Ontology annotation, biological process: endoplasmic reticulum to Golgi vesicle-mediated transport. Gene Ontology annotation, cellular component: Golgi apparatus.
GAAGUUCUCCACCGGAGGAAAUAUAUCGUGGGACCGUUUAGGGAUCGACGUUGACGUGGUGAUUGGUCAUAUUGAAAACUACAUAGUUAGUGUCAACAACAUUGUGAUUAGGCCACAUCACGGCUGCUUUAUACGUCAACAAGUUUCAUUUUAUGUAGCGUAAACAGUGUUUUCGGUUGUUUUGACGGUGAUCCAACGGUGUGCUGCUGAUUUGUCUUGUAGAUCGUAUCUGCUGUGACAGACUGACCAGGACUCAUACGGCGGCAGCAUGAAGCUCUACAGCAUCAGCAUCCACCACAAAGGAGCGACCAAAGCUAACCUCCUCAAAUCGGCCUACGACCUGUCCUCCUUUAGCUUCUUUCAGCGCUCCAGUGUUCAGGAGUUCAUGACCUUCACCAGUGCCUUGAUUGUUGAACGGACAUCACAAGGAAGUCGUGCCUCCGUCAAAGAGCAAGAGUACCUGUGCCAUGUGUAUGUAAGAAAUGACAACCUGAGUGCUGUGGUCAUCGCAGAUACUGAAUACCCACAGAGAGUCUGUUUCACAUUGCUAGACAAGGUAUUAGAAGAAUUCUCCAGACAAGUGAACAGUAUAGACUGGCCCUCUGGUAAUCCUGACACCAUCAACUACAAAGCCUUGGAUAUUCACCUUUCUAAAUACCAGAACCCCAGGGAAGCAGAUGCAAUGACCAAAGUGCAGGCAGAGCUGGAUGAGACAAAAAUCAUUUUGCACAACACCAUGGAAAGUCUUUUGGAGAGAGGAGAGAAGUUGGAUGAUCUUGUGGCAAAGUCGGAGCACCUGGGAAACCAGUCCAAAGCCUUUUACAAGACUGCACGGAAACAGAACUCCUGCUGUGAAAUCAUGUGAUGCCGCUGCCUCGUCCUCGAGGACACGCCUCUCUCUGCCUUUCUGAUUUUCCUACAACUCCCAUCACCCACCAGCCACCAGCUCUCAACACAAAGGACAGAAAGGACGCUUUAAUCCGGGUCAAGAGGUUGGGAUAACAGCAUGAAAAGGUGGAAAUGUGACCUGUCCAUACUGAGACUGAUGGGGGCUGAAGUGAUGGGGUUUGGUCGGGGGAAUAAGUAACAUUUGAUUAUUUUUUUUUUACCUCUCACAGGGUAAACAUCUGUGUGGUGUUUCAAUACCAGCUGCAGACAUAAUAGUGUGACGUUGUGUAUCGGUGAUGUAUUGUAUAAACGUCCUCAAACCAUUUAAUGUUAUCAGAUUGAAACAAAUCCUCAUAGUUUGAUUUCAAUUAUUCCAAUUCUUAACCACAAUUGUGCUUCUGGUUCAAGACAACUCUGACAAUCACAAAGUCUUAUGUAGUGAUUUCAAAAGAUGCGUCACUGUUCCAAAACUCUUGUUUUUUCUUGCAGGCAUAACCUUUGUUGCCCACUAGGUGGCCCUGUUUAUUUUUCUUUUAUUCCUCCAAUGACCCUCAGUAUCUAGGUAAAUGUAUAAACUCUAAUGUGAGCCAGGACGGCAGGUGGCUGCUUGGAUGUGUGAUAUCAGAAUCUCACAGAAUUUUACAAUGAUUUUGAAAAUGUAUUAGACUGGAUUAAGUUACAGGACUUCUUUGAUUUUCCUCUGUCUCAUAGUGUUAAAUUAAACUUUAAACAUUCCCACUUUGGGUGAGUGCAUAAUGUAUGAUGGUGCAUCUUAAAGCUGUUAAGAUCAUAGAUGCAGCCUUAAUGCAGUGUGGCUAACAUUUAACCCCCUGUGUUAAAUCUGUUCUCGUUCUACUUAACAUACUGUAGCCAUGCUUUUCACUCCGCCAACUCAACACUUUUUUUUAGAGUUCAAGAGCCCACUUAGACCUCUGCAAACAGGGGUUGUCUGUUGCUCUCAAAACCUUGAUUAUUUUACCAUCAUUUAUUGUGAUUCUGAGAAACCUCGACUGCUGCUGCACUCUCUGGCUUCUUAUUGUGGGUUGAACGUCUGAAAAAUUUGAGGAUUUCUCACCUCUUAUUUUAACACACUCCACGGCUGAUUUUCUUAUUAUUUUCUGACAGCACUGCUUACUUUGUUUGCAGAAAUGUCUUUCUUCAGGAACUGCUGAUCAGUUUAGAUAGCGAUAGAGAUGCCUUGGCUUGUGUGUUUUUAGAUGUUUCUCUGCUCCUUCAGCUGUGUGUAUAGGAUUUGUUGACAUACAACAUAUGCAGGCUGCAUUGGUGUCGAGUGCGUGUGUGUGAGGACUGGUGUGUAUGUGUGUGUGAUCUGAAUUGAUCUUUCUGCUUUUACAGUGUAAAUUUUUGUGCAAUAUCUCUGCAGACUGUUGGUGUAUUUCUCUUAGAGUGGAGAUGAUAAAUUCAAAUCAUUUCUCAUAAAGGAAAGUGAAUUGACCUUUGAAUUGGCUUUGUCCUUAUCACUAACUCCCAGGUGAAGCGUGUCGAGGGGUGUUCCUGAUAUUUGUUGAAUUGCUUUCUUUUCAAAGUGUCCAAUUCAUGUGCUAAAUUUGAAAAUCUGUGUGUAACAGUCCGCAUUAAAUGUUUUGAUUCUGAUGUGGUCUGCGAAAUUAAAACCAAGACUUCAGAUAAUAAA